AUGACAUCGCCGCUGAAACCUUGGGAGUCCAACUCUUUGCAAAACGCGUCUCAAAUUCGCUCCUCGCACAAUUUGCGCGAUGUUCCAAUGGCUGGGCGCAGCGCCCCCGUGUUGCCCCCUUUGCCUCGGACGUCGCCCAUGGUGGCCUCGUCCGCCUACAGCUCUUACAUGCCUUAUUCUAGUGGUUAUAGCAGUCUGGGGUACGGCAUGCCGUACCGCAGCUCCCUGUACAAUUCCUACGGCUCGUAUGGGGGCUACAACAGCUACAACAUGUACGGCAUGGGGGGUUACCCCAGUUUUGGGGUAAACGACGACGCCGAGCGUCGCUUUAUCCAAUACGCGGAGGAAAGUUCACGCAACACUUUCGCAAGUGUGGAAAGUAUAGUCCGUGCCGUUAACAGCAUUUCUAUGAUGCUUGACAACACAUUUUUCGCUAUGACGAGUUCGUUCAGGGCCGUACUCAGCGUGGCCGACAACUUCGGGCGCCUCCGCUCCAUGUUCGGCCACAUCUGGUACUCCAUAAACAUUUUCCGCUUGUUUAAUUGGCUGUACCGCAAAUUCAUGUGGCUGAUUGGCCGCAAGGUGCCCAAUAGCGCCACUUCUCUGGCGUGGAGGCAGGCCAGUGGGGCGCCGCCCACUGGGCCCGCCCCCGGCUCCAGUUGGCCAACUCUUGCGUUUCUGGGCGUUUUGGUCUCGGCGCCGUACAUUAUCAGCAAAUUCCUCCCCAAAUAUGAAGAUAAGUGUGAUCCAGCCAAUUGGAAAAGUCCAGGCGUUAGGGCGAAGGCGGCGUUUGAUUUCGUGGCCCGGAGUCAGAAUGAGAUGAGCGUUCAGACGAAUGAUGAACUGACUUUGGCGCCCACUUAUGUGCAGGAGGAAAUGAAUUUGAGGAAUACGGGGUGGGCGUUUGCUGUGGCCAAUGGCCGGUCGGGGGUGGUGCCGUUGAAUUACCUCGUGAUUAGCAAGGCGGGGCCGAGGGAGGGGACAGAGGAGGUGCCAGUACCUAGGGUUUUUAAUAAAACGCACACGAAACGUGUCAGUUUUGGGGAGAAUCAAGUUUUUGAAAACGUUGAUUUGGACGAUUAUGUUACGGGGAAAAAGGAAAUAAAGGGGGUAGAUGAUAUUAAAAACUCUGUUAAAGAAGGGGUAGAUGAUAAUAAAUAUUCUCUCAAAGAGGUAAGUGAUAGUAAAAAAGACGAACAGCAAAAUAAAGGCGAAAAUGAAAUAACCAAUCAAGUUGAAACCAAAAAAGUCGAGUCAAAUUAAGUUUUAUUGCAUUUGUUGUGUAGUUGUUUUGUCACUCAAUUAGCUAAGGUGAGAGAACUGAUUUUAUAUGUACUAUUUCAAUUUUUUACGAUCUAGCUAGGUGAUAUGUGAACUACUUAGGUUAUGUGUUAUUUUUUAUUGGAGUUUGCUUCAAAUAAAGUUUUAUUGCUCAA
This is a messenger RNA of Tribolium castaneum (red flour beetle), 1436 nucleotides long. It is a transcript of the gene Pex13, whose product is annotated as Peroxin 13. The transcript has 3 exons. Gene Ontology annotation, molecular function: protein binding. NCBI's taxonomy places the organism in Eukaryota, Metazoa, Arthropoda, Insecta, Coleoptera, Tenebrionidae. Gene Ontology annotation, cellular component: peroxisome; peroxisomal importomer complex; peroxisomal membrane. Bases 1 to 1263 code for a protein of 420 amino acids. Gene Ontology annotation, biological process: protein import into peroxisome matrix, docking. The record is from RefSeq and is a predicted model, not a curated record.